GAGAUCUGCACAAAUCCGCAGUUUAUUGUGGGAGGAGCCAAGAGGACUGACAUCUGCCAGGGAGCCCUGGGUGACUGCUGGUUGCUGGCGGCGAUUGCCUCCCUGACUCUGGAUAAGGACAUCCUGGCCCGCGUGGUUCCUCAGGAUCAGAGUUUCCAGGACAACUACGCCGGCAUCUUUCACUUCCAGUUCUGGCAGUAUGGCGAGUGGGUGGAUGUUGUCAUUGACGACCGGUUGCCAGUCCGAGACGGGGAGCUGCUGUUUGUGCACUCAGCUGAGGGCUCCGAGUUCUGGAGCGCCCUACUGGAGAAGGCCUACGCCAAGGCGAGCGGUUGCUAUGAGUCCCUGACCGGAGGCAGCACCAUCGAGGGCUUUGAGGACUUCACCGGGGGCAUCGCUGAGGCGUUCGACCUGACCAAGGCUCCUCCGUUCCUGUACAAGAUCAUGAAGAAGGCCCUCGGCCACGGCUCUCUGCUGGGAUGCUCCAUAGACAUCACGAGUGUGUAUGACACCGAAGCAAAGACUACCAUGAACCUGGUGAAGGGACACGCCUACUCAGUGACGGCAGCAGAGGAGGUGCACCUGCACGAGAGGCCUGUUCAGCUGGUGCGGAUCAGGAACCCCUGGGGGCAGGUGGAGUGGAGCGGAGCCUGGAGCGACAACUCAAGCGAAUGGGACGGCGUGAGGCCGGAGGAGAAGGCCAAGCUGGACUACUCCGCUGAUGAUGGGGAGUUCUGGAUGUCCUACUCUGACUUCACCCAUCAGUUCUCUCGUCUGGAGAUCUGUAGUCUGACCCCUGAUGCUUUGACCAGUGAUGAGGUGGGCCGCUGGAACCACUACCAGUUUGAAGGCACAUGGAGAGUAGGAUCCACUGCCGGAGGGUGCAGGAAUAACACAGCCACGUUCUGCUCCAACCCUCAGUUCUUCAUCCAUCUGAAGGAGGUGGACGACGACCCCCAUGACGGGGAGGAUGGCUGCAGCUUCCUGGUCGGGCUCAUGCAGAAGGACACGCGCCGAGAGAAGAUGUUUGGACGCGACCUCAACACCAUCGGCUAUGCCAUCUACCAGGUUCCUGAUGAGUAUAAGGGUCGCUCCAACAUCCACCUGGGUCCGGACGUGUUGCUACGGCAACGCGCGGUGGCCAUGAGCCACACCUUCGCCAACCUCCGUGAGAUGUGCGACCGCUUCAAGCUCCCGCCCGGCGAAUACGUCAUCAUCCCGUCCACCUUCGAGCCGCACCGCAAGGGCAGCUUCGUGCUGCGUGUCUUCUCCGAGAAGCAGGCCGCCACCAGGUGGGUGCAGAGGGAUAUCAACGCUGAAGUUGAUGAGCCUGAGAUUUCUACGACAGAUGUGGACCCGCAUUUUAUGAGACUGAAUGGUCAGUACAGUGGUGGGGACUCGGAGAUCUCUGCAUUUGAACUCCAACAGAUAUUAAACAAAGUCAUCUCUCAACGUACUGAUGUGAAGACGGAUGGCUUUAGCCUGGAGACAUGUCACCACAUCAUCAGCCUGCUGGAUGUAUCCUUCAAUGGGUUGCUAUUUUAACAGACAAUAGAUUUUUUAUUUUACAACAUAACACAAAACAACCCAGAACGAGCUCAAAUUACCGAAACUCAACACCCUUAACCAAACGUUGGGGUUCAAAAAACAACCUAGCAUUUUUUUUAGCAUUGGAUGAUUUUGAUAGAUGGUGUGUUUUUAACAAUUGUUAUAUAAAAAUGGUAAUUUUGUCAAUAUUAUUGCCAGCAUUGAUGAUCACAGUAAAGUCUUUACAAUUCAGAAGCACACAUUUAAGUGUACGGUAUACCUUUAACCUUUUCCAAACAC
This is a messenger RNA of Clupea harengus (Atlantic herring), 1827 nucleotides long. Its product is annotated as calpain-2 catalytic subunit-like. Gene Ontology annotation, cellular component: cytoplasm. The transcript has 16 exons. The record is from RefSeq and is a predicted model, not a curated record. The annotation marks the transcript as partial. Lineage: Eukaryota; Metazoa; Chordata; Actinopteri; Clupeiformes; Clupeidae. Gene Ontology annotation, molecular function: calcium-dependent cysteine-type endopeptidase activity; calcium ion binding. Gene Ontology annotation, biological process: proteolysis.